Molecule: messenger RNA, 3236 nt
Organism: Juglans microcarpa x Juglans regia
Lineage: Eukaryota; Viridiplantae; Streptophyta; Magnoliopsida; Fagales; Juglandaceae
Product: E3 ubiquitin-protein ligase UPL5-like
Exons: 3
Coding region: 223-2928 (901 amino acids)
Biological process (GO): protein polyubiquitination; proteasome-mediated ubiquitin-dependent protein catabolic process; positive regulation of protein catabolic process
Molecular function (GO): ubiquitin-protein transferase activity; protein binding
Source: RefSeq, a predicted model, not a curated record
UUUAUUAAAUCAUAAUAAAUAAUAGCGACGCGUAGGAUGGCAACAAAGCCUGAUGACGGCUGCGAAACAACGUACAGCCGACAAUUCCGAUCCAUUCCCUCGAUUCUUACUCGGAAGAAGUUGUUUCUCUAGGUUUCCCCGUUUGCCUGGCUCCGGUUCCAUGUUUUCUGACCCUCCGUAACGUUGAUUACUCCUCCACUGGCGGCGGGGGCCCCACCGUAAAUGUCUCUCGUGCAAACUUCCCCCACCGUCGAUUGCGGCCUCACCCCCGUUUCCAACGCCACCAGCGCGAUCUUGACAGCCGUCGAUCACCCAAGACUCUCGUCGAAGCGCAAAUUGGACGACUAUGGUGGUCCUACCUUUGACGAUGGUGAGGACGACGACACAAACGACGCCGUAUUCGCCGAGUUAGUCUCCGUCAGGAUGAGAAAAGAAGAACCCAACGCCGUUCACUCCUCUUCGGACUCCCAAUCUCGAGAUUUCACCUCCUCCACUGCGCCCUUCAAUCCUAGGGUUCCCGAUGCCCGAUCGGCCUUCUAUUCAUGCUCGACUCGGACCGAGUACCGGCUGCAGUUCUUCAUAAGAAUGAUCCCCGAGGGGAAAACUAUGGUAUUCCAAGCCUACACUCGCGACACCGUCAGAUCGGUUCACGACCGAAUCCAAUUGGUGACGGGGAUCCCAAUCCAUGAGCAGAGACUGAUAUAUCGGGGAAAGCAACUCCAGUGGGAGCGCACGCUCGCCGAGUGUUCGAUCCAAAACGACGCCGGACUGGAAUUGGUGGGCCGCAUGCGCAGCACCGAACACCCUCACGCUUGGCAAGUGGUGGACGACAUCGUUUCAAUGGUGUGCCGCCUUUGCCGAGGCGAGGCGAUCCCUUCGGCGAAACAUGUUCAACUGAGGAUGACGGAGUUCUUGACGGUCACUCCAAAGGACGAAGAGCGCGUCCCCGGGCAUUUGCAGAUAUUCCUGUCGUGUUCGGCCCCGGCCGCAUUGGUUAUGCUUUAUAUGUCGCCGAUCAAAGGUAACAAAGACUGUGCGGCUAGUUCGAUAAGGCAUUUUUUGAAUUCAAGUCGUAAUUCGUUGCCGAAACCGUAUCAUAAUUAUUGUGCACCUAUAGUUCUAGAGUUUUGUAAGUUGCUUAGGAGAGCUGCGCAGGAGGACCCUUUGUAUCUGUCAUGUCGGAGUACACUUGGGUCAUUGUUGGAAUCGAUUGGGUCGUCGGAGAACUCGAAGAGAGUAAUUUUAAUGCAAGAGAUUUUCCCAUUUGUUAGUGAGUUGGCGACUAGGUUGUCCAGGGAUUUAGUUCUGAGUAUGGAAUCGCCCACGAGUGUGGGGCCUCUGUUGGCUGAUGUCCGUGAUUUUGCGGCAUUCUUGGUCCUCCUGCGGACUGAGAUCACGGAGCAAGUUGGUUUUCAGGGCCCCAUUUCUGUGUCUUUGGAUGGGGAAGGAUAUAAGCACCCUUUGUAUGGGGAGGAGAUUGAGUUUCUUCAUCUUUUGUUUAUUGAUUUGUUGAAGAGAAUGGGAGAGUGCCUCGAAAAAAUGGAGUGUUUGGUCGUUAAACACAAGGGGGAAAAUGAAACUAUUUAUUCUGGAUGGUCUCAGUAUCUUGCCAUAUUGAAGGAGCUGAAUAGCGUUUCCAAACUUUAUCAGGGUGCAGAAGAAGAAUUUUGGAUGGUUUUGAGGCUUAGAAAAUCUUCAAUGUGUGCGCUUGUCAAAUAUGCAAAGCGUACUGAUGAUCAUCAGUGGCUUCUUGAGCGAAAGGAUGUUACUGAUUUUGAAUCUAGGAGGCAUUUGGCGAUGAUGAUGUUUCCAGAGGUAAAAGAAGACUAUGAGGAGCUGCAUGAGAUGCUAAUUGACAGGUCUCAAUUGCUGGCUGAAUCAUUUGAGUAUAUAUCGAAGGCAGACCCUGAGGCUUUACAUGCUGGUCUCUUUAUGGAAUUCAAAAAUGAGGAAGCCACAGGUCCCGGUGUAGUGCGGGAGUGGUUUUUUUUAGUAUGCCAAGCUCUAUUUAACCCAGAAAACGCCCUUUUUGUGCCAUCCCCAACUGAUCUUAGAAGGUUCUAUCCUAAUCCAACGUCUAAGGUGGAUCCCAUGCACCUUGAAUAUUUCAGUUUCUCUGGUCGGGUGAUUGCUUUAGCUUUGAUGCAUAAAGUGCAAGUAGGUGUUGUCUUUGAUCGCAUCUUUUUCUAUCAAUUGGCUGGAAAGUGCAUUUCUCUGGAAGAUAUAAGGGAUACGGAUCCAUGCGUGUAUAGUAGCUGCAAGCAGAUUCUGGAGAUGGAUUCAGAUUAUGUUGAUUCAGAUGUUUUAGGACUAACAUUUGUUAGAGAAGUCGAGGAGUUAGGAUCCAGGAGAGUUGUGGAGCUUUGCCCUGGUGGGAAAAGCAUUGUUGUGAAUAGCAAGAACAGGGAGGAAUAUGUUAAACUUCUUAUUGAGCACCAGUUUGUGAGAUCUAUCUCAGAACAGGUAUCACAUUUUGCUCAAGGUUUUGGUCAUAUUCUUUGUAACUCCAGGCUCCAGAAGUUCUUUUUCCAAAGUUUAGAGCUGGAAGAUCUUGAUUGGAUGCUUUAUGGAAGUGAAACUACCAUCUCCGUUGAUGAUUGGAAGGCACAUACUGAAUACAAUGGCUACAAAGAAACCGAUCCACAGAUCUUCUGGUUCUGGAAAAUUGUUGGGGAGAUGACAGCGGAGCAGAGAAAGGUUCUUCUCUUUUUUUGGACUUCAGUGAAGUAUUUACCGGUGGAAGGUUUCAGUGGCUUGGCUUCCCGGCUUUACAUCUACAAGUCCUCAGAGCCUAAUGGGCGCCUGCCUUCAUCCCACACAUGCUUUUACCGGUUGUGUUUCCCUCCAUAUCCAUCAAUAGCUGUCAUGCAAGAUCGCCUUAAUGUCAUCAGCCAAGAACAUGUAGGCUGCAGCUUCGGUACUUGGUGAAAUUAGUUACAUAUGCAUUUGGGGUGAAAAGGGUUUUUGACUGCACAUAAUCAAGGUUGUACAGAAUAUAGGAAUAUUGUGUUUGUCAUUUAGACCAUGCUGCUAUAAUCCUCUUGUUUUCGGUCCUUUCCAGUGUCAUUGCUCUUUUGUCAACUGUUUGUAUAGGUAUGGUAUAAAUAAAGCUGGAAGCAGGGAAAAAAAAAAUCUCUCUGCUUCCAUGAACUUCGUUCCUAGUAUUAGAUAUUGGCUUAUCAUGACGUGUAAGUACACAGAGGUUAUGCAAUGACAUGCGAGUUUAACUUCUGAUA